This is a messenger RNA of Marmota flaviventris (yellow-bellied marmot), 4300 nucleotides long. RefSeq names its product SLIT-ROBO Rho GTPase activating protein 3 (gene Srgap3). The record is from RefSeq and is a predicted model, not a curated record. Lineage: Eukaryota; Metazoa; Chordata; Mammalia; Rodentia; Sciuridae. Gene Ontology annotation, biological process: signal transduction. Gene Ontology annotation, molecular function: protein binding.
CAGGAGAAGGAUUUUUACGCUGUUCUACAGAGAUUAGCUCCAAACCUGUGAAAUCGACCAGAGCUGUGUGAUUACCAGGGCUUGAGAGAGGACUCCCGAAGAAAAAGAGAAAUAAAUCAAACAGCCUGUCAGUCCCUUUGGCCACGUCGGAAGAUGUCAUCUCAAACUAAGUUCAAGAAAGACAAAGAGAUCAUUGCCGAAUAUGAAGCCCAAAUAAAAGAGAUCCGCACGCAGCUGGUCGAGCAGUUCAAAUGCCUGGAGCAGCAGUCAGAGUCGCGGCUGCAGCUGCUUCAAGAUCUCCAGGAGUUCUUCCGCAGGAAGGCUGAGAUUGAGCUUGAGUACUCCCGCAGCCUGGAGAAGCUGGCCGAGCGGUUCUCUUCCAAAAUCCGCAGCUCCCGGGAGCACCAGUUCAAGAAGGACCAAUACCUCCUCUCACCUGUGAACUGUUGGUAUCUGGUCCUGCAUCAGACCCGGCGGGAGAGCCGAGACCAUGCCACCCUCAAUGACAUCUUCAUGAAUAAUGUCAUCGUCCGCCUUUCCCAGAUCAGCGAGGAUGUUAUCAGACUUUUCAAAAAGAGUAAGGAGAUUGGCCUGCAGAUGCAUGAGGAGCUCCUGAAGGUGACCAAUGAGCUCUACACAGUCAUGAAAACCUACCACAUGUACCAUGCGGAGAGCAUUAGUGCAGAAAGCAAGCUAAAGGAAGCUGAGAAGCAGGAGGAGAAGCAGUUUAACAAGUCAGGAGAUCUCAGCAUGAACCUCCUUCGGCACGAGGACCGGCCCCAGCGUCGCAGCUCUGUGAAGAAGAUUGAGAAGAUGAAGGAGAAGAGGCAGGCAAAGUAUUCUGAGAACAAGCUGAAAUGCACAAAGGCCCGGAACGACUACCUGCUGAACCUGGCAGCCACCAACGCAGCUAUAAGCAAAUACUACAUCCAUGAUGUCUCUGAUCUGAUUGAUUGCUGUGAUUUGGGCUUUCAUGCCAGCCUGGCCCGCACCUUCCGGACAUACCUCUCAGCUGAGUACAACUUGGAGACCUCACGCCAUGAAGGGCUGGAUGUGAUCGAGAAUGCCGUGGACAGUCUGGACUCCCGGAGCGACAAGCACACCGUCAUGGACAUGUGCAACCAGGUCUUCUGCCCUCCGCUCAAGUUUGAGUUCCAGCCCCACAUGGGGGAUGAGGUGUGCCAGGUCAGCGCACAGCAGCCUGUGCAGACGGAGCUGCUCAUGCGGUACCACCAGCUGCAGUCCAGACUGGCCACUCUCAAGAUUGAAAAUGAGGAGGUUAGAAAAACCUUGGAUGCCACCAUGCAGACUUUACAGGACAUGCUGACGGUGGAGGACUUUGAUGUCUCUGACGCCUUCCAACACAGCCGAUCCACAGAGUCAGUGAAGUCGGCCGCGUCAGAGACCUACAUGAGCAAGAUCAACAUUGCCAAGAGGAGGGCCAACCAGCAGGAGACAGAGAUGUUUUAUUUUACAAAAUUUAAAGAAUAUGUGAAUGGCAGUAACCUCAUCACCAAGCUACAGGCCAAGCACGACUUACUCAAGCAGACACUUGGAGAAGGGGAGAGAGCAGAAUGUGGCACCACCAGGCCCCCCUGCCUUCCCCCUAAACCACAGAAAAUGAGGAGACCUAGGCCUCUUUCAGUGUGUAGCCAUAAACUCUUUAACGGCAGUAUGGAAACGUUCAUUAAGGAUUCAGGACAAGCUAUACCACUUGUAGUUGAGAGCUGCAUCCGAUACAUCAAUUUAUAUGGACUCCAGCAGCAGGGGAUCUUCAGAGUGCCUGGAUCUCAGGUCGAAGUGAAUGACAUCAAGAAUUCUUUUGAGAGAGGUGAAGACCCCCUUGUGGACGAUCAAAAUGAGCGAGAUAUCAAUUCAGUCGCUGGUGUUUUAAAACUGUAUUUCCGAGGACUGGAAAAUCCACUCUUUCCUAAGGAAAGGUUUCAAGAUUUGAUAUCUACUAUUAAACUGGAGAACCCAGCAGAGAGGGUGCACCAGAUCCAACAGAUCCUCAUUACCCUCCCCCGCGUGGUCAUCGUGGUCAUGAGAUACCUCUUCGCUUUCCUCAACCACCUCUCCCAGUACAGUGACGAGAACAUGAUGGACCCCUACAACCUGGCCAUCUGCUUCGGGCCCACCCUCAUGCACAUCCCUGAUGGGCAGGACCCUGUGUCCUGCCAGGCCCAUGUCAACGAAGUCAUCAAAACCAUCAUCGUCCAUCAUGAAGCCAUCUUCCCUAGUCCCCGGGAGCUAGAGGGACCUGUGUAUGAAAAAUGCAUGGCUGGAGGGGAAGAAUAUUGUGACAGUCCACACAGUGAGCCAGGGACCAUCGAUGAAGUUGACCAUGACAAUGGCACGGAGCCUCACACUAGUGAUGAAGAAGUGGAGCAGAUCGAGGCCAUUGCCAAGUUUGACUAUGUAGGGCGGUCGCCACGCGAGCUGUCCUUCAAGAAGGGAGCCUCGCUGCUCCUGUAUCACCGCGCCUCAGAAGACUGGUGGGAGGGCCGUCACAAUGGCGUCGAUGGACUCAUCCCUCACCAGUACAUAGUUGUACAGGACAUGGAUGAUGCCUUCUCUGACAGCCUGAGCCAGAAGGCUGACAGCGAGGCCAGCAGCGGGCCACUGCUGGACGACAAGGCCUCCUCCAAGAACGACCUCCAGUCCCCCACGGAGCACAUCUCGGAUUAUGGCUUUGGGGGGGUGAUGGGCCGAGUGCGGUUACGAUCUGAUGGAGCGGCCAUCCCCAGGCGCAGAAGCGGGGGCGACACGCACAGCCCACCCCGGGGCCUGGGCCCCAGCAUAGACACGCCACCCCGGGCCGCCGCCUGCCCCAGCAGCCCCCACAAAAUCCCUCUUACCCGGGGGAGGAUCGAGAGCCCUGAGAAGAGGAGAAUGGCGACGUUUGGGAGUGCUGGCAGCAUCAACUACCCCGACAAGAAGGCGCUCUCAGAAGGGCACUCCGUGAGGUCCACCUGCGGCUCCACCAGACACAGCAGCCUGGGGGACCACAAGUCCCUUGAGGCUGAGGCCCUGGCAGAAGACAUCGAGAAGACCAUGAGCACGGCUCUCCACGAGUUGCGGGAACUCGAGAGGCAGAACACGGUCAAGCAAGCGCCAGAUGUGGUGCUGGACACGUUGGAGCCCAUGAAGAACCCUCCAGGCCCCAUCAGCUCAGAGCCCGCCAGCCCCCUGCACACCAUCGUCAUCCGAGACCCGGAUGCCGCCAUGCGCCGCAGCAGCAGUUCCUCCACCGAGAUGAUGACCACCUUCAAGCCAGCUCUGUCCGCCCGCCUGGCUGGCGCCCAGCUGCGUCCGCCCCCGAUGCGGCCUGUGCGGCCCGUGGUCCAGCAUCGGUCCAGCAGCAGCAGCAGUUCCGGGGUGGGCAGCCCUGCUGUGACGCCCACGGAGAAGAUGUUCCCCAACAGCUCCACAGACAAGUCGGGCACCAUGUGACCUGCUGGGUGGGUGGCACCAGCGCGGCCCACUGUGGCCCGCCAUGGCCUAGCCUGGCCUCGGUGGCUUCUACUUGCUUCCCAGUGAUGCUGGCCUUGUGAGGCAGAGCUUGGAGGGUCAGCUGGGAGAGAGUAUGUGUCUGUGGAGAGCAGAGGCCCAGGCGCUACUGCGCUCACGCUUGGCCAUGCGAAUCCCACAGACCUGUGUGCAGACAGACACCCCGGGGAGUGCUGCAGCAAGAGCCUGAGUUCAGUGUCUCCCCAAAGUGAGGCAAGAUGCCAAGUGGCUUCUCCCGCAUAUCGUCACUGGAAAAUGAUCCUCGACAUCCUCUCUACAUACGUAUAUAUGUGUGUGUGUAUAUAUGUGUAUAUAUAUAUACGCAUAGACAUGUAUGUAUGUGUAGGUGUCUGUGUAUAUAUAAAUAUUUAUGCAUCUCUAUACAUACUAGAUCUGGACUUACAUGUUAAAUGUAUAUAGGAUCUCCUUUUUCUUUUUAUGAAACUUAGAUUUACCUCAGACCCAUGCCACCUGACAUCUCCCGCUGAGUUAUUUGGUGGGAUUUGCAGGGACUUCUCUGGGAGAACUUAAGAGGCCCCACAGUAACUGCAAAUGAAGCAAUAUACCACUCACCUGCAGAAAAACAGUCUCCCACUGUCUCCAGAAGUCGUGGCCUUCCAGAACAGUCUGCCCCUAAAGGCAGGGUGGGGCAGGCAGUACCCCAAGCAGGCGGGGAACCCUUCAGAGAAAACCCUCCGUCCACCCCAGAGACCCUGCCCUUCCAUCCGGAGGCCCAAGGCCAACUGUACCCCCCAAAGGCACGGGAGGAAGUUGGCAAGAAGAUCCCUGA